Messenger RNA from Oryza sativa Japonica Group (Japanese rice), 1386 nucleotides. The record is from RefSeq and is a predicted model, not a curated record. Lineage: Eukaryota; Viridiplantae; Streptophyta; Magnoliopsida; Poales; Poaceae.
GCUGCCAUGUAUAUAGUCCUAACCAACAGUCAGGAACAGCAACAAAAGUAAGCCAAGAAUCUCUCUGCCUCCCACCAACAACCACACACACUCACAGCUUUGGUCAUGGAGGUCACCCCCAACCACACGCAGACCGUCUCCGGCUGGGCCGCCAUGGACGAGUCCGGCAAGAUCGUGCCCUUCGUCUUCAAGAGAAGGGAGAACGGGGUGGACGACGUGACGAUCAAGGUGAAGUACUGCGGGAUGUGCCACACGGACCUGCACUUCAUCCACAACGACUGGGGGAUCACCAUGUACCCGGUGGUGCCGGGGCACGAGAUCACCGGCGUGGUGACCAAGGUGGGCACCAACGUGGCCGGGUUCAAGGUGGGCGACCGCGUGGGCGUGGGGUGCAUCGCGGCGUCGUGCCUCGACUGCGAGCACUGCCGGCGGUCGGAGGAGAACUACUGCGACAAGGUGGCGCUCACCUACAACGGCAUCUUCUGGGACGGCAGCAUCACCUACGGCGGCUACUCCGGCAUGCUGGUGGCGCACAAGCGGUUCGUCGUGCGGAUCCCGGACACCCUCCCGCUGGACGCCGCGGCGCCGCUGCUGUGCGCGGGCAUCACGGUGUACAGCCCCAUGAAGCAGCACGGCAUGCUGCAGGCCGACGCGGCCGGCCGGCGGCUCGGCGUGGUCGGCCUCGGCGGCCUCGGCCACGUCGCCGUCAAGUUCGGCAAGGCGUUCGGCCUCCACGUCACCGUCAUCAGCACGUCUCCGGCCAAGGAGCGCGAGGCCAGGGAGAACCUCAAGGCCGACAACUUCGUCGUCAGCACCGACCAGAAGCAGAUGCAGGCUAUGACGAGGAGCCUUGACUACAUCAUUGACACGGUCGCGGCGACGCACUCUCUGGGUCCGAUCCUGGAGCUGCUCAAGGUCAACGGCAAGCUGGUGCUCGUGGGCGCGCCGGAGAAGCCCGUCGAGCUCCCUUCCUUCCCUCUCAUCUUCGGUAAGAGGACGGUGAGUGGGAGCAUGACGGGUGGGAUGAAGGAGACGCAGGAGAUGAUGGACAUUUGCGGGGAGCACAACAUCACCUGCGACAUCGAGAUCGUGUCCACGGACAGGAUCAACGAUGCGCUCGCCAGGUUGGCGCGCAACGACGUCCGCUACCGCUUCGUCAUCAACGUUGGGGGCGACUCCAAGCUCUAGACUCAUGCUACUAUCAUAUUGCUACCUAGUACCAACCUCCAUGCCUUUCUUAAUUUAAUUUAUUGGAGGCUCUGCACGCAGAAUGGGACAGUUCGAGCUGUCGUUUUCUCGUUGGCCACGUGAAGUAACUGUACGCACUUUGUACUUAUUCGAGAAAUGAUCAGUGAUAAAUCAUCAAUGGCCUUAUUUUAUUCUUAA